AUGUCUUGGACUUUAAUUUUCUGUGUACAUAACAAUAUAUUCCAUAUGCACAAUAUUAUAAUUAUUAGCAUGAGUUUCAUAAUUCUUUGUACUAUGAUAUUUUUCUUAGAUUUAACAUAUGCUUACUCUAAUUCCAAUUUGAUCAAAAGAAAGGCUAUUUUUGUUCAUGAAAAGCUUUAUUCCUAUGGUGGCCACCAAAAACAUCAUCACAAUUCUCUUGAUAGAUCAAAUGAUACACAAGUAAAUACAGAUUUCAAGUCAUGGAACUUGAGACCUGCACAUGAACGUCAUCAUCAUCGACUUCGAGUUGUACAUGGGGUUGUAAACAUUUUUGGAUGGGGAAUCCUCUUGCCUAUAGGUGUAAUAAUUGCAAGAUAUUACAAGAGACAUCCAUUAGAAUGUGAAGAAUGGUAUUCUCUUCAUGUUGUUUCAAAGGUAGCAGGGUUCAUUUUGGGCACAAUUGGAUGGGGUCUUGGAUUGUCAAUGAUGAAAAAUUCACCCAAAGAUCAACAUACUAUGAUGAGUACUCAUGGAAUUAUUGGCACCAUAAUCUUCACUUUCACUACUAUCCAAGUUUUGGCAAUAUGUUUGCAGCCAGAUGAAGAAAAUGUAUACAGGAAAUAUUGGGUGAUAUACCAUAAUAUUUUAGGUUAUGCUUUGUUAAUCCUAACAAUUGUAAAUAUAUUUCAAGGAAUUGACAAGGUAGAAGAAAACCAUAGAUGGAAAUGGUCUUAUGUUGUACUUGUAAGUGUUAUGGGAUUGAUUGCUCUUGUUUUGGAACUUCUUCCAUGUUUUAAUAUGAUUAAAACCAAAAUUUUGAGGAUGUGAAUAAAUUCAAACACUUGUUGGCCAUUACUGCUUGAUACACACACAUCAAGGAGGAAGAAGCAAUGUUUCAGUUUAAAGGUUCUUUAA
This is a messenger RNA of Solanum pennellii, 915 nucleotides long. Its product is annotated as cytochrome b561 and DOMON domain-containing protein At5g35735-like. Lineage: Eukaryota; Viridiplantae; Streptophyta; Magnoliopsida; Solanales; Solanaceae. The record is from RefSeq and is a predicted model, not a curated record. Bases 1 to 828 code for a protein of 275 amino acids. The transcript is spliced from 3 exons.